CCGGCCGAGGGGGGCGCGGAGCUCACGGCCGUUAUCGGCGCCACCGUGCCCACCGGCUUCGAGCUGACGGCGGCCGAGGAGGUGCAGGAGAAGCUGGGCUCGGCCUCCAGGAUCAGCAGGGACCGGGGGAAGAUCUACUUCGAGGUCCCGGCCCGGGGCCUGCCGCAGGUCCAUCGCCUAAGGUCAGUGGAUAAUUUAUUUGUUGUUGUUCAGGAGUUCAAAGACUAUCAAUUUAAAGAAAAUAAGGAAGAUGCUCUAAAGGAUUUGGAAGAUUUGGUUAAAAAACUGCCUUGGACCGAUCCAUUGAAAGUUUGGGAGCUGAACAACAGCUUAAAAAAGAAAAAGACAAAACGCAAAAAACAUAAUCUGCAGAGUACUGCAAGCAAAGAGAAGUUGAAUGAGGAUGGACAAGGGGAAGGGACAGAUCAAAAAGACGCUAGUAAACAGGAGGGCUGUGCCCAAAACGCUGCAGGUGUAGAACCUGCUAGCGGCCAGGAUACAGAAAAGACACAAGGAGUGGCAUCCCAAAAUGGGGAAGAGGAGGAGGAGGAGGAUAAUGAACAAGCAGAUGCUAAAGACGAAUUGCAGGCGGGUUCUGGGAGUGAGACCAAGGCUGGUGACAGUAAGACAAGCGAAGGAGAGGCGAAGGUGUUGAAGUUCCGUGUUACGUGCAAUAGAGCAGGAGACAAGCACAGUUUCACGUCAAACGAGGCUGCGAGAGACUUCGGUGGAGCUGUGCAGGAGCACUUCCAGUGGAAAGCUGACAUGACUAACUUUGAUGUAGAGGUUCUUCUGAAUAUUCACAAUAAUGAAGUAGUUGUGGGUAUUGCAUUAACUGAAGAGAGUCUUCACAGAAGAAAUAUUACACAUUUUGGACCCACAACUCUUCGUUCAACUCUUGCUUAUGGCAUGCUUAGACUCUGUGAUCCACAGCCAACGGAUAUCAUAGUUGAUCCCAUGUGUGGUACAGGUGCAAUACCAAUAGAGGGAGCUACAGAAUGGCCUAGCUGCUACCAUAUUGCUGGUGAUAACAACCCACAAGCUGUAAAGAGAGCAGCAAACAACAUCUGUUCUUUACUAAAGAAAAAUGAGAAUAAGGAAAGCAGUACUUCCCUGGGCAUACCCUUAGACAUCAUUCAGUGGGAUAUUUGCAACCUCCCUUUGCGGACUGGUUCUGUGGACAUUAUUGUGACAGACAUGCCAUUUGGAAAGAGGAUAGGGUCAAAGAAGAAGAACUGGGAUCUCUAUCCAGCCUGCCUUAUGGAGAUGGGCAGGAUCUGCACACCAGGGACAGGCAGGGCUGCGCUGCUUACACAGGACAAGAAAUGCUUUGCCAAGGCCUUGUCACGAAUGGGACACAUCUGGCGCAAAGGUCAGACCGUAUGGGUGAACGUAGGGGGACUUCAUGCUGCAGUGUACCUUCUGAAACGCACCUGGGAAAGAGCAGAAGAAAAAAGGUCAUUCUGGUAACCUGCAUGGAAGAAGACAAGACACACCUCUGGAAUUUGUUGAAUAGUAGUCUGGUAAAGCAGACACCUGAGAGCACAGGUCUGUCAAUUCCUGAGGAAAAAAAAAAAAACAAACCACCUAUGUAGAAAUUGUAACAUGAAUAUUAAACCAGGGAUCAACUUGAGACCUACCAGUUGUACUAUGUGUUCUGAAACAUUCUUAUUUAAAUCACCUCUUUCCUCCCUGCCACCCAAACUGAAAUUCAGUAGUGGAAUUAGCAAUGCUUUCCUUUGCCUGAGUCUUCUUUACUGUGUCCAUUGUU
Messenger RNA from Haliaeetus leucocephalus (bald eagle), 1771 nucleotides. It is a transcript of the gene THUMPD3, whose product is annotated as THUMP domain containing 3. The transcript is spliced from 9 exons. Gene Ontology annotation, biological process: tRNA methylation. Lineage: Eukaryota; Metazoa; Chordata; Aves; Accipitriformes; Accipitridae. The record is from RefSeq and is a predicted model, not a curated record. The annotation marks the transcript as partial. Gene Ontology annotation, molecular function: RNA binding; tRNA (guanine) methyltransferase activity.